This is a messenger RNA of Acromyrmex echinatior (Panamanian leafcutter ant), 3204 nucleotides long. It is a transcript of the gene shaker, whose product is annotated as potassium voltage-gated channel protein Shaker. Lineage: Eukaryota; Metazoa; Arthropoda; Insecta; Hymenoptera; Formicidae. Gene Ontology annotation, cellular component: voltage-gated potassium channel complex; membrane. Gene Ontology annotation, biological process: protein homooligomerization; potassium ion transmembrane transport; action potential. Gene Ontology annotation, molecular function: protein binding; delayed rectifier potassium channel activity. The record is from RefSeq and is a predicted model, not a curated record.
AAUUCAAAUUUAAAAAAUUUUAAAAAUGGAAUCAAAUCACUUCGGAGAUUCGCAUUUCGGCGUGGAUUCGUCUGAAUAUGUCCUAGAAAAAGUUUUCCAAAAGGCAUUACAUGAUAUUUGCUUAUGAUACAAUAUAAUUGAAGAUAAGUAUUUUAUUUUUUUUCCUCUUUUUGAUCCACUUUUCUGUCCCAGAUUCUCCAUCCUCGAGCACCGCAAGAAACACGAAGAUUAUUAUAUUAAGUUGAUUAAAUUUUUAAAUAACAGUCACAAAAAAUUAUCUUCAACUGAUUGUUACGAGUCAUUCGAAGUAACGGUGGAUAAUCUGUGCUUUGUCUCGUGCUUAAUUAUUCCGUUGUCGAGCAAAUUUCGGAACGCGGAUUUCUCUUCUUGCAACGUUUCCCAUAGUGUUGCAAUGGAAUACUUCAAUAGCAUUGUUAUCAAUGUAGUUGUCGUCAUUGACAAAUGUGUGAUAGUGCAUCGUGAUAGUGAACGAUACUGUUAAUAAGUGGAUGCGUUAAAGGUCCUGCGACGGGUGUGUGUGUGGGUGGCACACGGGCUUCGGUGGUGGUUAGACGCAACAUGCGGGAAGGUACAAUAACGCAAGCCAUCACGGCGAUCUGCUGGGCCAUCGCCAGUUAGCCACUUUACCUACUCUAUAGCUCUAUUCUGUCACCGCAUGCCAAACUAGAGGACCCACCGCUCCGGAUUGACCCCUCUGCGAAAAAACAACAAAGAGGCCGCCUCCAUGCAACAUGCAGAUGAUCCUGGUUGCUGGCGGAUCGCUGCCGAAACUCAGCAGCCAGGACGAAGACGGGACGAACCCCCACACCCAAUACACAGGCGUCACACACUUCGAACCCAUACCGCACGAUCAUGAUUUCUGCGAAAGGGUCGUCAUCAACGUGAGCGGACUACGGUUUGAAACACAGCUGCGUACGCUGAACCAAUUUCCGGACACGCUGCUCGGCGAUCCGUCACGGCGGCUCCGAUACUUCGAUCCACUGCGCAACGAAUACUUUUUCGAUCGGAAUCGACCUUCCUUCGAUGCCAUACUCUACUACUAUCAGAGCGGCGGCCGUCUACGCCGCCCGGUCAACGUCCCGCUCGAUGUCUUCUCCGAAGAAAUCAAGUUCUACGAGCUGGGCGAGAUGGCUACCAACAAGUUUAGGGAGGACGAGGGCUUCAUCAAGGAGGAAGAGAAGCCGCUGCCAUCACACGAGUUUCAGAGAAAAGUCUGGCUCUUGUUCGAAUAUCCGGAAAGCUCGCAGGGUGCCCGGGUGGUCGCUAUAAUCUCUGUGUUCGUGAUCCUCCUGUCGAUCGUGAUCUUCUGCCUGGAGACGUUACCCGAGUUCAAACACUACAAGGUCUUCAACACGACGACAAAUGGCACGAAAAUUGAGGAGGACGAAGUGCCGGACAUCACGGACCCGUUCUUCCUAAUAGAGACUAUCUGUAUCAUCUGGUUCACAUUCGAGUUAACAGUGCGCUUCCUCGCCUGCCCAAAUAAAUUCAACUUCUUCCGUGACGUAAUGAACAUCAUCGAUAUCAUCGCGAUCAUUCCAUAUUUCAUCACCCUCGCCACGGUAGUGGCUGAGGAGGAGGACACGCUAAAUUUACCCAAGGCACCGGUAAGCCCGCAGGACAAAAGUACGAACCAGGCGAUGUCCUUGGCGAUACUCAGGGUGAUCAGGCUGGUCCGAGUGUUUCGGAUAUUCAAGUUAUCCAGACACAGUAAAGGCCUUCAGAUCCUCGGGCGGACUCUCAAGGCCUCCAUGAGGGAACUCGGGUUGCUCAUCUUUUUCCUUUUUAUCGGUGUGGUGCUGUUCUCGUCGACAGUCUACUUCGCGGAGGCCGGCACGCAGGACAGCUUCUUCAAAUCGAUACCGGACGCGUUUUGGUGGGCGGUGGUCACAAUGACGACCGUGGGCUACGGCGACAUGAGGCCCGUCGGGGUUUGGGGAAAAAUUGUGGGCUCGUUGUGUGCAAUCGCCGGUGUUUUGACGAUUGCUCUACCCGUUCCCGUAAUUGUCUCCAAUUUCAACUACUUUUAUCAUCGUGAGACUGACCAGGAGGAGAUGCAAUCACAGAAUUUCAAUCAUGUUACUAGUUGUCCGUAUCUUCCUGGCACCUUAGGUAUGAAGAAGAUCUCGAUGUCAGAAUCUUCGUCGGAUAUGAUGGAAUUAGAAGAAGGCACCUUAUUCUCUCAUCAGGAGAUUACAAAGAAGUCAAAUUGCAACCCUCGCCACAAUAAUAAUAUCAAUCCAGCUUGCAUGAGUAUCGAGACUGACGUCUGACUACUAGUGAAGGAGACGGUGGCAGCGUGGUGGCCGUUAUUGAGCCAAUUGUCAAAGGGAUGCAUCUGCAUUUCCCUGCGGUGCCUGACGUAGGCCUCCUUCACCCGUCAUCAUAGUCGUAAGCGGCUGGCAUCACUCGCUAGCCUGUCCAGGUCCAUCAUUGCGAGGGGCGUCUCAGGUCAAAAAAUACGCGAAGGAUCCAGGAUUAUGAUCCUUCGGAGAGCCGAUCUGGCAGCUUUUUCCAUCUGAGACGUUAGAAAAACAGAAGAGAGUGAGGUGGAUUCAAGGGUGUGUGAAGAGCUAGAGAUGGGGAUGAAUCUAACCCGUUUCCGACACAUCAUCACCUUUCCCACCUUCUCAACGAGCUUGCGCCCCGCGUAAGGACCCACGUGCGAACGAAGGGGACGGGAUAUUCCUCGUCCGCGUGCGAGCGUGCACGCGUGCGGCCCAACCCCCGACACCACCGACUCCAGUGUUCAAAACAAAAAAAAAAUAAAGAUGUAACAAAUGAUACCAAAGAAACAUCUUGGCGUUUUCGUAUAAGCGCUGUCGAGUGUCCCCCCGUCUUUACGGGCUCCUCCGCCUUUCAAAAUACCAAACAGAUGAAAUAAAGAAGGGGGAGCCGGUGAAACGGAAGCAACAAAUGGGGAUUGUACCAGAUAAUACUAUAUUAAUUAUUAUUAAUAUAAAUUAAUUGAUUACCGUACAUAUAGAGUGAGGGUAAGUUAACAAAGUACGUUUCAUGAUUAUCACAAAUGCGAAAACGUUUAGAAAAUGCUGCUUGCGGAGAUGAAAAAGGGAAAGCGACAAGAAAGCUUGUAAAAGAUGCAUUAAGAAUAUAGAACUGAAUGAUGAUGACUACAGAGAUAAAGAGAAAGAGAGAGAAAGAGAGAGAGAGAGAGAGACAAAA